Messenger RNA from Echinops telfairi (small Madagascar hedgehog), 2501 nucleotides. RefSeq names its product serine/threonine kinase 40 (gene STK40). Gene Ontology annotation, molecular function: protein kinase activity; ATP binding. Gene Ontology annotation, biological process: protein phosphorylation. The transcript is spliced from 10 exons. NCBI's taxonomy places the organism in Eukaryota, Metazoa, Chordata, Mammalia, Afrosoricida, Tenrecidae. The record is from RefSeq and is a predicted model, not a curated record. The coding region runs from base 12 to 1466 and encodes 484 amino acids.
CAGAGCCGAGAAUGAAGCGGAGAGCAUCGGACAGAGGAGCUGGGGAGACAUCAGCCAAGGCAAAGGCCCUGGGAAGUGGCAUCUCCGGAAAUCAUGCGAAGCGAGCCGGGCCCUUCAUCCUCGGUCCCCGCCUGGGCAACUCACCGGUGCCCAGCAUCGUGCAGUGUUUGGCGAGGAAGGAUGGCACAGAUGACUUCUACCAACUGAAGAUCCUCACCCUGGAGGAACGGGGGGACCAAGGACUAGAGAGCCAAGAGGAGAGGCAAGGCAAGAUGCUGCUCCACACCGAGUACUCUCUGCUCUCCCUCCUCCACACGCAGGACGGCGUGGUCCACCACCAUGGCCUCUUCCAGGACCGUACCUGCGAGGUUGUGGAGGACACAGAGGCCAGCCGGAUGGUGAGGAAGAUGAAGAAGCGCAUCUGCCUGGUCCUCGACUGCCUCUGUGCACACGACUUCAGCGACAAGACCGCCGACCUGAUCAACCUGCAGCACUACGUCAUCAAGGAGAAGCGGCUCAGCGAGCGGGAGACCGUGGUCAUCUUCUACGAUGUGGUACGCGUGGUGGAGGCCCUGCACCAGAAAAACAUUGUGCACCGAGACCUGAAGCUCGGGAACAUGGUGCUCAAUAAGAGGACUCAUCGGAUAACCGUCACCAACUUCUGCCUCGGGAAGCAUCUCGUGAGCGAGGGGGAUCUCCUGAAGGACCAGAGGGGGAGCCCCGCGUACAUCAGCCCCGACGUGCUCAGUGGCCGGCCGUACCGGGGCAAGCCGAGCGACAUGUGGGCCCUGGGCGUGGUGCUCUUCACCAUGCUCUACGGCCAGUUCCCCUUCUACGACAGCAUCCCGCAGGAGCUCUUCCGCAAGAUCAAGGCCGCCGAGUACACCAUCCCCGAGGACGGGCGAGUUUCCGAGAACACCGUGUGUCUUAUCCGGAAGCUGCUGGUGCUUGACCCCCAGCAGCGCCUGGCCGCCUCUGACGUCCUGGAGGCCCUCAGCGCCAUCAUCGCGUCCUGGCAGUCCCUGUCGUCUCUGAGUGGGCCUUUGCAAGUGGUUCCGGACAUCGAUGACCAGAUGAGCAGUACUGACAACCCCCAGGAGGCGAAGGUGACGGAGGAGUGCUCGCAGUACGAGUUCGAGAACUACAUGCGGCAGCAGCUGCUGCUGGCCGAGGAGAAGAGCUCGGGCCACGAGGAGGCCCAGGGCUGCUCCCUGCCCCAGCCUGACCGGGAAGCAUGGGGUGUCAGCCCAUGGCCCCAGAUGGGUCCCCUCCCCAGGCCCCAAGAAGCCCCCUCUUGCCGGCCACUCCACUCAGACCAUCAGUCCCGCUUCCUGUCCGGUGGCGGGCGGCCUCUCUACACUUGGUUCUUCUUCCGGCUCAGCAGCUUCUCUGAGGUGCUGUCCACUGCGCUCCCUGGUUUCCCCCAUCCGGCCCGGUCCCGAGGGCGCAUUGACGCUACCAUGUGAAGGGCCAGCACACACUUGUCUCCCCUGCUGUGUUCAGAGGACGAUCCCAGCAGACCCGCCUGGGCGCUCUGGAGUGAGAGCCCAGGGACCCUCUCCUUGGCUGGCUUGAGAACAGCCCUGCUGCCCUUUUUGAGCCGAGUUUUUGUUUUGUUUUGUGUUUUGAAGUGGAUGCCCAUCUUGCCAGAAACGCUGUUCUCACCAGAAUGCUCUCCCAUCCCUACCCUGCCCAGUGCCCAGCAGAGACCCAUUCCCAGAGGUUUCCCUGGCAGGACCAACCCCUGCUACCGACCUUCGCUCCCCAGUGGGGCAGUGCCCAGGGCCUCCGUGGCCAUGUUCCCCAGAGUGUGAGCUGCCUCCCCUCAACGCUGACUCACUGUGAGUGACCUUGGGCAAGUUCCCAAACUUCCUGUGCCUCAGUUUCCCCAUCUGGAAAAAAUGGGGCCACCUCUUGCCAGCAGUAGCAGGGCCGCCCUCGCCCCUUCCUCCCAUGCCCUUCCUCCCAGCACGUGGGCGGCUCGCACCUCUGCCUCAGUGGGUCUGGGGGAGCCCACCCGUGCACAGCACUUCUCCCCUGAGCGCCAGCUCUGCCUCGGAGCCAGGGGACCGUGCUGGAGGGGCAGGGGGGCCUCUUUUCUGUAUUUAUUUCAAAAAGAAAAUUCUCCUAAGGGAAUAGAAAAGCAGUCUGGCCUAGGGCGCCCAUCCCCUGUGACUCCUGCUGGGAGUGUCUGAGAGGGCCAGCAGCUGCUUCCUGGGGCCCAGGGCCCACCUCCAGGUGUGGUCUCCCCUCCUUUUCAAAGCAAUACCCCCGUCUGCAGAGCGCGGCCAGACAGACUGGUCCCGCCCAGGCUCGCGUCUGUCUGCAUCUCGGCACAGCUUUGCGAAGAGGCGGGGCCUGCCCUGGCUGUCACAUCCUGAGAGAAGUCCUAUUAUAAAGAAACAAAACGGAAAAAGUCACAAAAAAGUUUGUAUAAAGACAUAUUUUUGUACUACAUGGGGGCUCUUCCUGCAUGUCAGCAAUAAAUUUCCUGAUCUGGA